AUGACAUCUUCCGUGCAGAAUUUGCCCAGUAAGUUAUGACAAUUUUCUCUUUUAGAUCGAUUUAGCAGCCAAAACAGAGAUUCAUCUCAAGGAAUAUCAGACCCAGUUUUGAAGUGGUUCAGAGAAGGAAGAAAACUCUGCUCUGACAUUUUUUUUUCUGAUCUUUUCCGCGGUAUUGCAUGAGCUGCUAGCUUUUGUCUCAUAAUUCUGGCUGAUCUUCCUGCUUCCUUUCCCGGAUUAAACUGUUCUUCUCUUGCUUCCCCGCUCUGGUUCUCCUACACAUCUCCUCGCCAUGAUCAUUUUAUAGGGGCAGCCAUGCCCUAGCAUCAUCGUUGGGGUUCUAAUGGUCUUGAAGCAGGUGACAGUGGAUCGGAAGAAACGCAGAAGCAGGACCAAUCCAACCCCCAGCAUCUCCCUAUCAGUGGACACUUUUCAUCAGGAAUAGCUCCACAUCCUGCCGAUUAUAUGAUGUCUCAGGCUCACUUUGAAGCGGGGCAAUCUAUGGUAUGGCGACGCCCUUUUAUUCUGUUGACAUGAUGGAAUUUCAUAUGAUUCAUUGCAAACUUUAGUAAUAUCAAUGUUCUAAUUGCACCCCAAGAUGGUUGUUGAGUGUGAAGACAUGGAACAUGAAAUAAAUAUUUGGACAAGAUUAGGAAAGAACAGAUUAAUCUGGGUUCGCCGGGAAUCAAUUUCAUUCUGUGCAUAUUGUGUAGUGAGGAUAUGGAACAUGAACAGACUGAUAGAAAUAAGUAUUUUCUACCCUGUUCCAGAUGCCGAAAAACAGAAUCUAGGUUAGCCUCUGAUGAUGAUUUUUUUUUUCAAUUUCUCUGAUAAUUGCAUCGGAAUGAAGGCAUCUCAUCAGUUAUAAUGGAUAGCAGUGGAAUGUGGUGAAUUGAUUUCCCUUUAGGUCGUCUUCUCCCUUCCCUCCUCCUCCUGUCGGAUUCUGCCACUGAUUUCCAUCUCUGCUUCCUCUCCUCUUGCAAGGCUCACGCUGCCUACCCUUACCCAGAUCCCUAUUAUGGAACUGUGAUCGCCGCUUACGGGGGACAAGCUGUGGUAUGAUCGAUUCUUGAAGCCAGAUUUCUCCCAGUCUGGUCUCUUUCUCGGUGAAUUAACCAGUUUCUUGUGAUGGGUGGGGGGACGAUCGCCGCCUCGCAGAUGCUUCCUCAGCUGAUCGGCAUUCAUCCCGCGGGGGCGGCGGCGCAGUCUCCGGGGGACGCCAUGGAAGGGCUGAUCUACGUCAACGCCAAGCAGUACCACGGCAUCCUGCGGCGCCGGCAGUCGCGGGCGAAGGCGGAGUCCGAGAACAAGCUCGUCAAGUCCCGCAAGGUCUCCUUCCUCCUCCCAAUCAGGGUUUCUCAAUCCCCUCCACCAGUUAUGGUUUCUGUUUCUCGUCGUGUUGAACCAACUGACCUAAUCCUCCUCUUGCAGCCCUAUCUCCAUGAAUCCCGCCACCUGCACGCCACAAAGAGGGCCAGGGGAACUGGUGGUCGGUUCCUGACUUCCAAGGGGGAGAAGACCAAGCCGGAUGAAGAUGUCUCGGACGACAGCUCCCAGCUCAGGGCCGGGGAUGGCGCCGGUUCCGACCAGUUGGCCGCCGUGGAGAAGGGGGCGAGCUCGGCGGCGCCGCCAGACGAGGUCCCCCGAGGCUCGGGAGGUCGCCGUUCUUGA
Messenger RNA from Spirodela intermedia, 1671 nucleotides. The record is from the annotation of a GenBank genome assembly. Lineage: Eukaryota; Viridiplantae; Streptophyta; Magnoliopsida; Alismatales; Araceae.